CAGGUAGUAAAAGUUGGAGCCAAAACCUGCUGGAAACUUUUACACAGAAAACAAUAAAACAGGAAACAAGAGCUGAUCACAAACAUUGGUGAAAGGAAGGGAUGAAGACGAAGUAGUAGUAAAGGAGAAAGAGGUAGUUAAAGUUGGAGCCAAAACCUGCUGGAAACGUUUACACGGAAAACACUAAAAGGGCAAACAAGAGCUGAUCACAAACAUUGGUGAAAGGAAUGGAAGAGGACGAGGUAGCAGUGAAGGAGAACGAGGUUUAAAUUACACAGUGCAACAGAGAAUCGUUCUCUUUGCUCUCACUUUAAUGUGGUACUCAAUCAUUUUGAUAGCAAAUGUUGUUCUCAUUAUAACCAUCAUUGUGGACCGAAAACUUCAUGAGCCUAUGUAUAUCUUCCUGUGUAAUCUGUGUCUUAAUGGACUUUAUGGGACAGCAGGAUUUUACCCCAAAUUCCUCAUGGAUCUUCUGUCUCCCUCUCAUGUCAUCUCUUAUGCUGGAUGCUUUCUGCAGAGUUUUGUGAUACACUCAUCAUCUGGAAGUGACUUAUCAAUUCUAGCUGUUAUGGCCUAUGACAGAUAUGUGGCUUUAUGUCGCCCUCUAAUGUACCACUCUGUUAUGACUACACAAAACAUAUCGCUGUUAGUGGCCUUCUCUUGGCUCUUACCUCUUUAUUGCAUGUUCACUAACACAAUGACAAUUUUUCAAUCAAAGUUGUGUGGCUCACACAUACCUAAACUUUACUGUUCAAACUCACUAAUUGGUAAACUAGCUUGCUCUACCUCUAUAGCAAAUAUUACUAUUGCAUAUUUCAACAUUGCUAUUUAUUUAGGCCAUUUAUUCUGUCUUAUAAGUUCUUAUAUGUAUCUGGUCAGAAUAUGCCUAACAUCCACUCAGGGCAGGAAGAAGUUUAUGCAAACAUGUGUGCCACAUUUAAUCUCUUUAUUCAAUUUUGGCUUUGCCGUGCUGUUUGAUUUAAUGUACACACGUUUUGGUUCAAGCAUAGUAUCGCAGAGCCUUCAGAACUUCAUGGCCAUAGAAUUUCUUUUAAUUCCUCCAGUUAUUAAUCCUCUGGUAUAUGGGUUCAAAUUGACCAAAAUUCGAAACAGAAUUUUUGGUUUUAUUUACAAACAGAAAGUGUCUAGCCAGUAGUCCGGGUAAUUGACGUGUUCCUCCUCUCAACUCAUCCAUGCUUGAACAAGUGUUUUUUUUUCUAAGACAUUUUCAAAUGAAUUCAGAAUGUUUAUGUGGGAUAAAACAAGGCGUAAUAACCACAGUUUUCAUGUCUGAUUUGACUGUAUCUUUGAGCUAUGUAUAUACAUGACAUACAUGUCAUGAUGGCUAGUACUCAAUUAUCAAAAUGUAUUUCUUUUUUGUGUCCCGAUUUUUUCAAAUUAAUUAUUUCAAAGGGGUCUACCUGUGUAACUUCAUUGCAGGUACAACAUAUGUGUUUUAAUCUUCUUAUCCCAUUAGCUGCAGAUUGACAUAACGUCUAAUACUUCAACAUAUUGAAAUUAAAACUGUAUUGUAA
Messenger RNA from Sebastes umbrosus (honeycomb rockfish), 1535 nucleotides. Its product is annotated as olfactory receptor 52E8-like. The transcript is spliced from 3 exons. The record is from RefSeq and is a predicted model, not a curated record. Gene Ontology annotation, biological process: G protein-coupled receptor signaling pathway. Gene Ontology annotation, molecular function: olfactory receptor activity; G protein-coupled receptor activity. Lineage: Eukaryota; Metazoa; Chordata; Actinopteri; Perciformes; Sebastidae. The coding region runs from base 314 to 1156 and encodes 280 amino acids. Gene Ontology annotation, cellular component: membrane.